AUGGAUCAUUCAUGUUUCACAGGAUUUUCAUAUGGCAAACUGAACUCCAUCUUUCCCAUUUUCAUCGGUGUCGCGGACGGGGUCGGCGGGUACCGUCGCCACGGCGUGGACGCCGGCGCCUUCGCUCGGCGGCUCAUGGCGAGCGCUCUGGCGAAGGUGGAGCUGGCGGCCAGGGCCGGCAAGGCCCGUCGCCUCCGACCGGAGGGCGUGCUGGAGAGGGCGUGGGCAUACAUCGGCGACAGCGCCUUCGCCGUGCUCCGGGGCGGCAGGAUGGGGCACUGCUCGGCGGCGCAGCAGCGCCGCUUCAAUUGCCCGUACCAGCUGAACUCCGGCGACGACGGAGACAGCCUCGCCGAGGCGGAGGUCGGCGGCAUGCCGGUGGAGGACGGCGACGUCGUGGUGGCCGGGACGGACGGUCUGUUCGACAACGUGCACGAUAUACAGGUGCUGGAGUUCCGUGGAGUGUGGAGGAUCGUCAUGCUGUUCUUGGUGGGCCAGAGAAGCUUGGUGCCCAGGCCAUACAGGUAG
Molecule: messenger RNA, 528 nt
Organism: Panicum virgatum (switchgrass)
Lineage: Eukaryota; Viridiplantae; Streptophyta; Magnoliopsida; Poales; Poaceae
Product: putative protein phosphatase 2C 24
Exons: 2
Coding region: 1-528 (175 amino acids)
Source: RefSeq, a predicted model, not a curated record